AUGGCGUACGCGAAGAAGGCCACCGCCGUGCUCAGCGUCGCGGUGAUCGCGUCGUUCCUUGUCGCCGCCGCUGAGAGUGAGAGCCGCCACAUUGCCCGGAAAGACCUGGGCGUCGGCCUCGGCGGCGGCGGUGGAGGCAGCCUCGGUGUCGGCACGGGUGGCGGCGUCGGGGUUGGUAGUGGUACAGGCGGCGGACUAGGGGUUGGCACGGGUGGUGGCCUGGGGGCUGGCACGGGCGGCGGGCUGGGUGUCGGUUCAGGGAUCAUCGGCGUCGGCGGUGGCGGCUCUGGUUCAGGUUCUGAGUCCGGCUCCGGCGCCGGGUCGGGAUCAGGGUCCGGGUCAUGGUCUGGGUCAAGCUCGGGCUCGGACGCGAGGUCUGGCGCCGCAGGCUCAUCGGCCGGCUCCUACGCUGAGUCAGGGUCCGGCACGAACGCCGGGCCCGGCGGCGCAGGAUCCUACGCGGGCUCGAGAGCUGGCUCGGACGCCGGAGGAGCAGGCUCGUACGCGGGCUCUGACGCCGGCUCGUAUGCAGGGUCCGGCGGCGGCGCCGGCUCCGGUGCAGGGUCCCAUGCCGGCUCCUACGCUGGCAGUGGACAUGGCAAGUGA
Sorghum bicolor (sorghum) is the source of this 606-nucleotide messenger RNA. RefSeq names its product dirigent protein 10. NCBI's taxonomy places the organism in Eukaryota, Viridiplantae, Streptophyta, Magnoliopsida, Poales, Poaceae. The transcript has a single exon. Bases 1 to 606 code for a protein of 201 amino acids. The record is from RefSeq and is a predicted model, not a curated record.